Molecule: messenger RNA, 8696 nt
Organism: Lymnaea stagnalis (great pond snail)
Lineage: Eukaryota; Metazoa; Mollusca; Gastropoda; Lymnaeidae
Source: the annotation of a GenBank genome assembly
AAUGAUGGUGCGUCUUGGUCAUAUCUAGAGGAGCCCUGGCGAUAUUUAUAUCUGGACCCUCGAAAUCCACUCACUCGAUAUAAACCAUCACGGAUAUUAAAGAACGAAUCCUCACUCACAGAGGAACAAACUGAGAUGGCGAGUCAGCCGACUCCAAGCCAUACAGCUAAUUAGUUGAAAGUUUAAUUUUUUAAAGAAAAUAUGAUGCUUUUAUAAUUACUUUCAAAUUUCACUUUCCAUAAGGCCCGGCACUUCACUAAGACAUGACGUGCGUGGCAUCAGGUCUGUUUGUUGUCCUAGCCCUGGCAUGUUCACGUACGUGGGCCACGAUCAAUCACUGUGAGAAUGUGGCCACAAGCGAAGGUUUGAGAGCUCUGUACGGCGGCCAAACCGCCUGCGCCCCUUUGCGCGACGGAGAGCCGGACUCGGGCAAGGGAGUCAGAUUUUUAGUUUGUGAGUCCGGAAAGGUUUAUACCAAAACGUGUGAGAACCAAACCAGGUAAGAUUUUAAGUUUAAAAAUCAGCAGCGUCCUGAAGGUCAACCAGAGGCGUGGAGCAGUUUUGGUCAAAUCAAUCAGGAGCAUAUACCCGUCUGUGUCCACAAACUAUUCUGUUAAGAAAUACUCAAGAUGGUUUUUGACAUCCAAGGUAAAUUAUAAAUAUGCACUUUAUGACUAUAUAACCGCCCCGACCAAAAGCAGAUAUAUAAAAUUUAUUAUUUCACAGUGACAUUCAAAUAAUAUUUUUCCUCUUUAAAAAAAAUAACUUAAUAAUUCAAAGCUGGGGAAAUGAUGUUAUGUAAAAUAUUAAACGGAGUUUCCUAGCAACAGUUUUUCAACAAAAUAAAACAACUGUUUACAAGGCUAGUUGUGACGUCAUCUCCCGGUCCACCCGUAAUAAAACGAAAGUGCAUCUCUUGAUCGUCUUUAAAAAAAAAAAAAAAGGUUGUGCUCAGGACUCGAAGACAGUGGCGUUACGAAAUAAGCUGUGACUCUUUGUGAAUAGGACAUAAAUGGUUUCAUUAACUGACCGGUGCCGAGUUAAAUUCAAAGCUGGGGAAAUGAUUUUAUGUAAAAAAUUAAACGGGAUUUCCUAGCAAAAGUUUUUCAACAAAAAAAAACAACUGUUUACAAGGCUAGUUGUGACGUCAUCCCCCGGUCCACCCGUAAUAAAACGAAAGUGCAUCUCUUGAUCGUCUUUAAAAAAAAAAAAAAGGUUGUGCUCAGGACUCGAAGACAGUGGCGUUACGAAAUAAGCUGUGACUCUUUGUGAAUAGGACAUAAAUGGUUUCAUUAACUGACCGGUGCCGAGUCACAGAAGUGUCCGAGUUUAAAUAUGAUCGAUAGAAAUCCUUGUGAAAUUUUCAUCUAAAUAACUUGACAUUAAGUCGUUCGUAUAAUUUCACCUUGCCCUUUUUCACACGCGUGUUACUUAUGCAUUGACAAGGACCACCACCCGUUAAGUGAUCCUAUACAAAAUUGCAUUGUACCUAUCGAGGAUUUAACACCAGUUGACGGCACUAUGGGUACACUCUUCGUCAAUAGCAUUUUAUACACUGGGAUAUUGACACAACCGUAUUUAUUUAUUUAUUUAUUUAGGCAUUUUUAUAUAGCGCUUAUCAUAAAGCUCUAAGCGCUUUACAGUUAUUAAAACAUGUAAACUAAGUAAAUACAAAUGAGACACUAGGAUAGUAACUACUAUUCUAUAGAAACAAUGAAAAUGGCUAUAAAAAGAGGACACUUUGACACUUCAGGAUUAAACCGAAACAGAAAAUUAGGUAGGGCAAGGAGGGUGCAUCACAGGUCAUAGGCGGACCUAAACAGAUGAGUUUUAAGGGACUUUUUGAAAAUGGACGAGGUUUCACUAUGACGUAUAUGGAAGGGGAGCUGGUUCCAGAACGUGGGCCCAUGGAAGCAGAAGGAGCGUUCACCGAUGGUCUUAGUUUUAGUUCUUGGGAUUGAGAGGGUUCUACUGUCAAUGGAAGAACGUAGUUGUCUUGUGGGGAUGUAAGGAAGCAACAGUUCAGAGAGAUAGACAGGAAAGUGAGGGUCAGUGAACGAGUUGAAGCAAAGAUUGGAAGACUUGUAUUUGAUGCGAGAGGAUAUUGGAAACCAGUGGAGUUGCCGCAUGUGUGGUUGAAUGUGGUCAUGUUUCUUUAAUUUAAAAAUGAGUCUGCAUGCUGAGUUCUGUGCCUUCUGAAGUUUUUCUAUGUGGUGUUGAGGAAUGCCUGAGAGAAGAAUGUUACAGUAGUCAAAUUUUGAAAGAAUGAGUGAAGAGACGAGAGUUUUAAGUUGUGUUUAGGCAGUUUAGGCACAGUUGUCAAGGUUGUUUGAUGAGAACGGCUAACUAGCCUUUCACGCACGUUUAACUGGGCAUUGAAUGAUUUCUUCCAAGGUACGAUGUGACGUCAGGCCAGUGCAAAGAAUCCAAUAUUUCCUCAUGCCACCUGAUUGACGGUAAAGUAGAUAGGUUUAUAUCUAUCUAUCUAUAUCUAUUAUUGUUGUAGCCGUGCCCAGCCGGUGGUAGUGAUGCUGUGGUCACUACAGUUUGAACUAGUUUAAAAUACUGGAUACGAGGGCUUGAGAACGAUGAAAGCUUUAGUUGUCCCUAGAGUAGGAAAAAGGCCGAAGAAAGAGGACAAUGUCUAAAAGAAUACACUAUAUAGAACACGUUAUUUAAAGUGAUAACAUUUACGGAUACAUAACUAGCACUAAACAUGUUGGAUAAGACUGGAUAUUGAAUAUUUUUACAAGUUAUUCAAAGAAUGACAAUUAUUAGUAAAGGAUAGGGGGACAACUCUUGAUAUAAUAGCUUAUUCAAAGUAUGACAAGUAUACAUAGCUAACCAUAAUUUAAAAAUCCACAACGAGCCAUAAUCACGUUCGGUGAUAAAGUUGAACAGCAACGAGGAUAAAUGAUAAUAGUAGACUCAGCAUGAGUAUUCAAAUGGCAAAUAAAAUAAUCAUUUAAUGAUAACUAAUUGUUACAGAAGUUAUGUAAUUAGUUUGAUUAGUUUGUUCAAUCUAGAAACAAAACGAAAAUGGGGAUAUCAUAAAAUUCACGGUCCUGGCCGGGAAAAGGGGGGGGGGGGGUUACUCUUUGUGAGUAGUUCUAUAUGUACGGCCGCUAGAAUGUCUGCCAGCAAUUAUAGUUAAAUUAGGUAAUGUCACUCUCUGGUCCACUGUGCACCUUCCAUUAGUUUUUAAGUACCAAGCCGACGUUGAUAUAAUUCCUGUUGACUUUCAUACGCCACAAUUGCAGGGAGAUCGAAGCGGGGUGCCUGGCGCUCAGAGUGCAACCAGCACAACUGUAAACUCCCCAACUGCUUCUGUUUCGGUGCCACGCCCAAGCUCCAGCUCUCGGACACGCCCAUGUUCAUCAUGCUGACGUUUGAUGACUUCCUCUACAACGACGUUUACUGCAAGUUUUUCCGGCCACUGUUUGUCGACAACAUCUACAAGCUGUACAACCCCAACGGGUGUCCGGUGAAGUAAGUCACACACACACACACACACACACACACAGACAACAAACGUGUACUCUGGAGUGUAUCUUUUGAUGUGCGAGAGUCUGUCAAAGUUGAUGUGAGAUAAUAAUUAAUUGGCGAUCAGUAGGUGUACACAUAAAUAGCGUAUGUGUAUUUGUGCAAGUGUGUGUUAUUUAAUAAUUCACAAUUGUGUGAAUAUGUGAGUACCAACAUUGACGAUGUCACACACGGUAAGCAGAAUGAAAUAUCAGAAUGAAAUAUCAGAAUGAAAUAUCAGAAUGAAAUAUCAGAAUGAAAUAUCAGAAUGAAAUAUCAAAAUGAAAUAUCAGAAUGAAAUAAAAUAAAGAAAAAAAGUUUCAUAUUGUAAUAAUUUAAUUUCUAAUCAAGCAAAUAAUUAUCAUGCACUCUUAUGACAGCAAACGUAUUUGGAGGUGAGCUGACAUCCCCUAUGAUGGCUUAAUUUAUAAAGCCAUACAACAUAUAUCUUAAGGCCAGGUAAACUUGUAAGAAAGUAUAACUCUCAAAGAACUAUUCUAGUGCUUAUUACCGAUUGGUUUUGAGGAUUUUACCAACUGACCUUUAGUUAGUUAUUUUUAAAAUGUCAGAUGGGGCUUUUAAUAAUUUGUCUGCUUUUCAUGUGUUCACAUAAAUGUGUUGACUACACAGUGAUGUGUUUAGUUACUCUUUCUAUUGUCUAGAUAAUUAUGCUCUACAUUUAUUUUCUUAAGGGAUCAAUUUGGAAAAUUAUCUAUUUGAAAUAGUAAUAAAAAUACAAACAAAAUUAACAGUUUUAGCUUUUUGUCUCUUUUGGAAAAAUAUUUUGGGUUGGGGUGGGGAAAGGGGAGAGAGGGGAGUAACAGAUGUCACAAAAUCGUUUUUAUGACAUCAAUGUCCUGAAUACUCAGACCUGAGGUUGACCUAUGACAUCAUUGUCAUGAACACUCAGACCUGCAGUUGACCGAUGUAAACAAAUCUGGAGACAAUACCCUGACAUUAGAGUGUCUUUUCUCUUCUCCACAGAAUAACCCUGUAUGUCUUGACAUUUGAUUGUCUUUACACCUUGUCAACAGAAUAGCCCUGUAUGUGGCCAAACAUAAUUUUUUGAGAUGUGAUUGUCUUCUACUUGUCCACAGGAUGUCCCUGUGUGUCACCACACAUAUGUUUUGACAUUCGCCUUUCCUCUUGUCCACAGGAUGGCCCUGUAUGUCGCCACACACAUAAUCUUGACCUUUCAUCUUGUCCACAGGAUGGCCCUGUAUGUCGCCACACACAUAAUCUUGACCUUUCCUCUUGUCCACAGGAUGGCCCUGUAUGUCGCCACACACAUAAUCUUGACCUUUCAUCUUGUCCACAGGAUGGCCCUGUAUGUCGCCACCAGACAUAGCAAUAUUUCUUUGAUUAAAGACAUGUUUAAUGCUGGCCACGAGAUAGCCUCCCACACUGUCUCUCAUAAGUUACCAAGGGGCUACCGCUGGGACUACCCUGCGGUCAAGAGUGCGGUAAUUUGUUGAGAGACAGAAGGAAUGAGAGAGAGAGAGAGAGAGAGAGAGAGAGAGAGGGAGAGAGAGAGAGUUUGGGAGCUUACAAAUAAAGCAUUAAGGUUAAUUUAAAUGAUAAUGAAUCGGACAAUUUUAUUGUGGAUGUCAAUAAUAAAGAAUGAAGCCUCAAGACACACCAAAUAAUGAUACUAAUCACCAACGAUUUCACUACUGAAAUAAAAACAUAUGUAUUUUAGCACGUUGAUUCCAAUUAUAAAGUCAGAAUCAGCGUGUAGAUUUAAGCUAUGAAUGUAGUCAAGAAAUAUAUUAUUAUACAGUAAUAAUAAAAUGGCUGGUGUUAAGUACAAUGCAACAGAAGCAAGUUCGCUCUAGGUAACGAGCAAUACCUAUCUCCUAAAACUGGCGCCAUUACUCAACUCGGGACGAACGUAUCUUCAGCCAUUUCGACAAAAUUUUACAAUUUAAUAAACCAAAUUAUUUUUAAAAAAUCAACUUGCUUUAGUAGUUUUUGAGUUAGGACAUUUAAAAAAUUGAAAAUGUAAGAUCAUUUGUCCAUUUGUUACGGUCUGUUUGUGAAUGUACUGGUAGUAACUGCUCUCUGGAUGCACCUGGGAUAACUAGUGCUGAUAAUAGUUAACAGUGAUGAACUGCCAUAAAGCUUUCAAGUUGAUUGAGAUACAAACAAUUUGUGCAAAUAAAAAAAAAAAAAUAGGUUAAGCUUUAAAAAUGGCUACUUAGAAUACAAAAUGUAAACGUUUCGGCAAAUGCCUUCGUCAUUACAACAGAAAGAAAACAAACAUUUAUAAUAAAUAUAUACUAAAUUUACACAAUAUAAGUAAACCGAAGUUAUGACUUCAGCUUGGAAUCAACAUACUAAUUUAGUACAAACCAAAUAUUUUUUUUUAAAAAGUUGUGUUUGUUGCCUAUUGUUGCCAAUUGUUGCCUAUUGUUGCCUAGUGUUAUCAUUUAAAGAAUAGCCGCCCCACUGCCGCCAGCACCCCAACUUAUUGAACGCCCCACCUUUCAGAUUGUUGGUGUCAAAAAGAACAUCCUCAAGGCUACAGGCGACCAUUCCCUCGUGAACUCCAUCGUCGGAUUUCGUGCCCCGUACCUCCGGUGUGCUCGCGACGUCCAGUUCGACGUGCUCAGAGACUCCGGCUUCCUGUAUGACUCAUCCAUCGGCAGCAGAGAACGCCCUCCUACCUGGCCCUGGACUUUUGACUUCCCGCCCAAAAAGUAGGCGCUCAGUACGAGUAUCUGCAGGUUAAUUUAGUGAAGAGAGCGGCGAAACGCAUGCUCAAAACGUGGACGUUGUCUACCAGUCAGUUUAGAAAAAUGGAUCAAUAAUUAGCCUACUCAUAUCUUAUCUUGUUCGUGUCUGUAGCAUGGUAUUCUCUGCCACAACGUUUUCUAGAAUUCCUGCCCUUCCUAUCUUACCGAACUUGUUUCUGUCUAUUCACCCCUUCGACAGCUUCGCUCCUCCGCAGACGCGCGUAUUCUUUCUGUCCCCAUGAGUCGCACAAAAACAUACGGUGAACGAUCGUUCUCUUUCUGUGCCCCUAAACAAUGGAAGUCUCUUCCAUUAAAUAUCCGCAAUAUACCGACCAUCACAAUCUUCAAAACAGCACCCUAAACACAUCUCUUUAAACUCUACUAUCCUGACUGAUUCCCCCCCCCCCAUUUUUCUGACCGAUAAGCGAUGCUGCUGGCUGCCAUCCAUGGCUUGACAUGUCAAUAGUUCUGGAAUGGGUGGAGUAAAUAUAAAAAUAUAAAUUUGUUUCGUUUCAUUUAAUUCAUGUAUGUUAAUUAAUUUUUUAAAAGUUAAUUAAUGACUGUGUUUGUUAAACUGCAUGUACUGCGUGGUGAGCCCAGUGCUUGGCUGGUGUAGCACGCUGUAUAAAACCACUAAUAAUAAUAAUUUACAAACUACUAUUUUGUUACAUUAAGGAGCGAGCCCCCAAUCCAAUAUUUUCAGAUGCAUGUACUGCCGUUGCCCCGUGAGGCGGUAUCCUGGACUCUGGGAAGUUCCACUCACGACGUGGAUUGGUGACGACGGGCGGCCAUGCAGCAUGCUGGACGCUUGCAGUGUUGGCCAAAACAAAAGCUCCAUCACGGAGAAGGAGUGGUUCAAUUUUUUUCAGUAAGAGAACAUUCAGAUGGAUUGACACUUUCCUCUAAUCCCCGAGGCAAUGUUCUUACUCUCAAAUUCGUGGAUACUAGCUUACAGAUUAGUUUGAUGUAAGCAAGUAGUGAGGAAAGUGUAAGAGAAGGGCACCUAUGCUGAAGACAAUGCAUUUUCAUUAUUAAAAAAUGAGCUGAUAUAUUUAAUUUGUAGCUUUUGUCAUUUGGGCUGAGUCGGGAACUGACCUGGAAUACCCGGAAAUGCCGGGUAUUAGCACACCCGGUACAUACCCGGACAAUGAAAAAAAAAAAAAAAAACAAACCCGACCCCAGGUUUAAAAAAAAAAGUUAACUUCUUAAUGUUAUCAUGUGUUUCACCUGGUGGGGAGAAACGCCAAUGACAUGUAGAGCCAGUACAUCUUUUUUUUUUUUUACAUAUGUUAGCGAUUGGUGUUUUGGUUUAUUCUGUUUGUCCCAUAGAUACAUUUUCUUGGAUCCACCACUGAACUCAUUCGUAAAUCUACAAUAAAGUGGUUGGCACCGUGCGCCUUUUUUGAAGGAAUAGAUACGUCUCUAUUUUAGAUAUGAAAAAAAAAUGUAAUGCAAUAUUUUUUUAUUGAAAGUCAUGAUCUAUAAUGCAAAUUAAAUAUUUGUUGUUUCUCUUCAGCCGACACUUCACUGACUACUACUACCCUCACCGUCGACCUCUGACCUUCUUUACACACGACUUCUUGUUUUACCGGAAUCCCAACGCCUACCCGGCAUUGGUGAGGUGGCUCGAGCACUUGCUACACAACUACCCGGAUGUCUGGGUGAUGCCACCGAAAUGGGUCAUUGAAUGGGUUAAAAGACCUUUGACCCUGGCCAAGAUGAAAACACACAGAUGGGGUUGUUGACGCUGUGUACCGUCUCGCUAACUGGCUUCAGAUCUACAAAACUGGUCAAUUAAUUAAAUGGAAACUCUAACCUAAUAUGAUUGAAUGUGUCUCUUUCAUCGGAGCCAUCAAAAAUGAUUUCACGCUAUUUUGGAAAUUAUUUUUUUUACACACUGCCCCCUUCCUAAGGAAAACAAUUGUCAACAAAAAUGUAACGCAGAAUGGAGAUUUUAAUCACAAAAGGACACAGUCUCGUUUAUGGACGGCCCACAUUCUCGUUUAUGGACGGCCCACAUUCUCGUUUAUGGACGGCCCACUGGUUGGCCCACAUAAAUUGCUUCAAAGAUACAUAUUUUUUUUAAAAAUUAAUUAAUUUAUAAUUAUUUUUUAGAUUAAAGAAGUUUAAAUAGCUUUAAAAAAUGCAUAUCUUGUGGUGAACGACGCGAUAUACGGAACAAAGAAAACGCUUCAAGAGUUUGUUAGCUAGAUAAUGUUCUCUUGGUUUGAUCAUUAAAAAUAUAACUUCAGAUAAAGCAUUAGAGUCUGAAUAGUCAACACUGGUACGCUUGUAAAUGUGCGGAUAAACCGGAAGAUGUUUUAAUGCAUACCUUUGUAUGAGCUGAUGGUGCACGUCAAAACAGGGACCAAAACAAUCGUCUUUUGAGACACACUUUAAGAGUUGCCUAGAUGCACACUUCAUGUAGAUGUUGUUACG